This is a messenger RNA of Fomitiporia mediterranea MF3/22, 243 nucleotides long. RefSeq lists its product as uncharacterized. Lineage: Eukaryota; Fungi; Basidiomycota; Agaricomycetes; Hymenochaetales; Hymenochaetaceae. The record is from RefSeq and is a predicted model, not a curated record. Bases 1 to 243 code for a protein of 80 amino acids. The transcript is spliced from 2 exons.
AUGAUCGUCGAAAGUCGGGACGGACGGGGAGGUAGCUCUGGAGUACGAGUACGUCGAAUACGUCGUAGGCAAUCUGCCGUUAUAUGGCCACGGUCGAUAGUUGACGAAGGCGGGGGUGUUACGUUGAGGACGAUGGGUAGUCAAAGACUGAAAUUAACCCCGCUUAUAUACGCAUUUUUUGUGUGGAUUUCCAUCGACAGGCCACAUAGUCCUGAAGGCCGCAUAGUUUUGAAGGCCGCAUAA